AUGCUGCGCGCCGUGCUGCCAGGCGGGAGCUGGUGGGACCUGCAGCAGCUGGCUGGACGGAAGGCAGCACGCGGGAAAUGGGCCAGCGGUAACAGCAGCAACGAUAGCAGCAGCGGUAGGGAUAGCAGUGGGAGUGGUGGGAGCGGGAAUGGGAGCCGCGGGGACGGGAAUCCACGGCGAGGCGAGCUGUGGGACGCCAUUCGCAAGCUCUGGCGGUUCUGCGCGCCCAACAGGACCAUGCUCCUAUCAGAGGUGGCCAUACCGCACUACCUAGCGGCGGCCAUAUUCAACGCGUCUCACGGGCUCACAGAUCAGUUCAACCACAACGUGCGCCUCCUCAUCGCCAUGACUCUUGCCUGCGGCCUCUUCAGUGGGCUGAGGGCUGCCUCUUUCACCAUUUUCAAUGUCCAAUUGAUGCGGCGAAUGCGGCUGGCGCUGUACGAGACGCUCAUCCGGCAGGACAUUGCCUUCUUUGACGGCCAGUCGGCCACCGCAUGCCCUCAUUCCUUCACCAUGCCCUCAUUCCUUCACCAUGCCCUCAUUCCUUCACCAUGCCCUCAUUCCUUCACCAUGCCCUCAUUCCUUCACCAUGCCCUCAUUCCUUCACCAUGCCCUCAUUCCUUCACCAUGCCCUCAUUCCUUCACCAUGCCCUCAUUCCUUCACCAUGCCCUCAUUCCUUCACCAUGCCCUCAUUCCUUCACCAUGCCCUCAUUCCUUCACCAUGCCCUCAUUCCUUCACCAUGCCCUCAUUCCUUCACCAUGCCCUCAUUCCUUCACCAUGCCCUUUCCCAAACCCCUCCUCCACUCCUCCUCCACCCCUCCUCCACUCCUCCUCCACCCCUCCUCCACUCCUCCUCCACCCCUCCUCCACUCCUCCUCCACCCCUCCUCCACUCCUCCUCCACCCCUCCUCCACUCCUCCUCCACCCCUCCUCCACUCCUCCUCCACCCCUCCUCCACCCCUCCUCCACCCCUCCUCCACCCCUCCUCCACCCCUCCUCCAUGCCUCCCAACCAACUCGCUGUUGUCCUUCUCUCCGGAUAUCCAGCCGAAGUGUCUUGGUGGUCCAAUAGUCCUUGCCUUCCUUCCGUGCUUCCUUGCUCUCCAUCUGCCCUGCUCUCUGCCUUCCCCGCUUCUCGUCUGCCCUGCUCUAUGCCUUCCCUGCUUCUCGUCUGCCCUGCUCUCUGCCUUCCCUACUUCUCGUCUGCCCUGCUCUCUGCCUUCCCUGCUUCUCGUCUGCCCUGCUUCUCGUCUGCCCUGCUCUCUGCCUUCCCUGCUUCUCGUCUGCCCUGCUCUCUGCCUUCCCUGCUUCUCGUCUGCCCUGCUCUCUGCCUUCCCUGCUUCUCGUCUGCCCUGCUUCUCGUCUGCCCUGCUCUCUGCCUUCCCUGCUUCUCGUCUGCCCUGCUCUCUGCCUUCCCUGCUUCUCGUCUGCCCUGCUCUCCGCCUGUCUCACCAUGCAGUUUCUCCCGACUGAGCUCCAUGGUGUUACAAGACAAUGAGGCAGCAGCCAAUGAGUUACACCCGUCCACACCCAUCCACACCACCAAUGACCCCACUUUCCAGGUUGCAGAGGAGACGGUGUCUCUCGUUCGAGUGGUGCGGACGUUUGGCACAGAGAGCGAGGAGGUGAAGAGGUACGACGAGCCUCUCCGGAGGCUAGUGGAGGUGCAUGCUGAUGGUGGUGCAUGGCCCAUGGUGGUGCAUGGCCCAUGGUGGUGCAUGGCCCAUGGUGGUGCAUGGCCCAUGGUGGUGCAUGCUGAUGGUGGUGCAUGGCCCAUGGUGGUGCAUGCUGAUGGUGGUGCAUGGCCCAUGGUGGUGGCAGUGGUGAUCAUGGCCGGGGGAGCGCUAACGACAGGGCGCAUAUCAGCGGAGCAGGUGACGCAGUUUGUGAUGUACGCGGACUGGAUGGCAUACAACAUGUGGUGUGCGGGCGACCACUGGGCCACCCUCGUGGACUCCAUCGGCGCCUGCCACCGCGUGUUUCAGCUGCUGGAUCUUCCACACCCAGAGCAGCUCAAUCAAGGCCAUGGCCGAGUGCUGCCGUCGCUGAGCGGCAAGCUGGAGUUCCGCGAUCUCUCCUUCCGCUACCCCACCCGCCCUGAGGCUCUUGUGUUGGAGGGCAUAAGCCUGACCAUCCAGCCAGGCGAGCUGGUGGCACUGGUGGGGCACAACGGCAGCGGCAAGAGCACCCUCCUUAGGCUGCUGCAGCGACUCUACGAGCCCACAGAGGGGCAGGAGCCCCUUCUAUUCAGCAGAGACUUGGCAUCCAACAUUGCAUACGUGCCCGAGGGUUAUGACACAGUGGUGGACAACGCGCGGCUGAGCGGCGGGCAGAAGCAAAGAAUAGCGAUUGCCCGGGCUCUAGUGCGCGACCCCACUCUGCUGUUCCUGGAUGAAGCUACGAGUGCUCUGGAUGCUGAGAGCGAGCACUACGUGCAGGUGAGGUGGGGAGAGGGGGUGGGGAUGGCAUUGAAGCAAGUCAUUCAUGACGACUCCCAUGCAAGUGGGAGCAGAAGGCGAACCAGAGUGGUCAUUGCAUACCGGCUAUCCACCAUCCGUUCUGCCGAUAGAAUAGUGGUUGUGUCUCAUGGGAAGAUCAUCGAGCUUCGCGACGAAGUGACUUUUGCUCAUCCAGUAGACGGAAUUCAGAGACAGAGAAGGAAGGAGCAGGAGGGAUCUGUUGACAUGAACUUGGGUAGGGUCUACGGUUCCGCUUUCCCUGCUCAGCUGCACAUGGAGCGGCAAAUACUUUCCAAAUUCAAGAGGUUGCCCGGUCUGCCAUCAUCCCACCUGGGCCUGCAUUCAAUGAUGGGUACUCUUGAUGAGCUCGCAGUGGAAGAUGUGGUUGGCGACAACACGCGCCUGCUUCGGAAGGCUCCAGAGGAGGAGGAGGAGGAGGAGGAGGAGGAGGAGGAGGAGGAGGAGGAGGAGGAGGAGGAGGAGGAGGAGGAGGAGGAGGAGGAGGAGGAGGCGAUGCAGGCGGAGGGCGUGCGGGAGGUGGCCGUGGCAACUGGCCUGGAGGUGCUGUACCAGGAGACCCCCAACUACCGCGGAGCGGCGGCCGAGGCUGACCGCAUGAUCGAGCCAAGGGAGACGGCUAGGCAUGCCUGGCGAGUGCCAGACCUGGGCGUAGAGCCUGUUGCUAGUGCUGCAGAGGAGGCGGUUACUGAGGGAGGUUAG
Closterium sp. Naga37s-1 is the source of this 3180-nucleotide messenger RNA. Lineage: Eukaryota; Viridiplantae; Streptophyta; Zygnematophyceae; Desmidiales; Closteriaceae. The record is from the annotation of a GenBank genome assembly.